Striga asiatica is the source of this 1704-nucleotide messenger RNA. The record is from the annotation of a GenBank genome assembly. NCBI's taxonomy places the organism in Eukaryota, Viridiplantae, Streptophyta, Magnoliopsida, Lamiales, Orobanchaceae.
AAAUUCUUUGCCUCAUCCUCUCUUGUUUCUUCAUCCAGCCUCUCUUGUUGCCCUAACUCCCCUUUCACAUGUUAACAAAGGUUUCUAGACCACCAUCACCAUUUUCAUUGCCUCUCUAAAUUUUCGUCUCCACACAACUCAAGUGACCCCUUCCAAGCAUAUACUAUGUAAAGGAAUUUCAUAAUUUCAAAUUUUGGAGGCCCCUCUUUGUGAAGGAAGAAAAAAAAGAGAAAAAGAAAAAAAAUCGCUUCGAAUUCGUGACUUAUUUUCUUUUUCUAUAAUCUUUAGACACAAACAAAUAUUCAAACAUUCAAAUACCUCGGCGGCCCUAUAUCGCUCAGUCUCCUCUGUCCCGCCAUCUCUCGUCCUCCUUGCGCAUCAUUCAUCGUGUAGUUACCUGACAGAAUUCGCGACGAAUGGCAGCCUUCUUCGACGACACGGUGUUGAAGUUCUUCAAGAAAGGCGCGCGCGUUGAGAUUAGCAGCGACGACGAGGGUUUCCGGGGGUCGUGGUACGAGGGCACCGUCGUCCGGCCACCGCGUGGCGGGAAAAGGGGCCCCGCGAAGGUGUUGGUGGAGUAUAAGACCUUGACGGAGGACGAGAAGGGGACGAGGCCGCUGAAGGAGGAGCUGGAGCUGGUCCAGCUGCGGCCACCGCCGCCCAGGGAGGCCGCCGGUCGGAUCUUCGGGUUCGGGGAGGAGGUGGACGCCUACUACAGCGACGGAUGGUGGGAGGGGACGAUCACGGAGGUGGUUGAGGAGGGGGCUGAAGGUAAGUACGCGGUGUUCUUCAGCGGGACCAGGGAGCAAAUCGUCUUUUCCGCCUCAGAUCUGAGGUUGCACCGCGAGUGGAACCACGGGAAGUGGGUCCCGCCUCUGGAGAACUCGGAGAUGGAGGAGGAGGUCAUGCCUGUGGGUGAUAAGAAGCCAGCUAAAGUGGAAUCCAAACACAAGGAGAUUGAACAUAGUUAUAGCCCUGGAGAUGUUGUUGAAGUCAGUAGCGAUGAAGAGGGUUUCGAGGGCGCUUGGUUUGUUGCCAAAAUUGUGAAAAAACUAAAGGAAAAGUAUCUUAUAGAAUAUCAAACCCUCAAGGAUGAUGACGGCUCAACUCUCCUGAGAGAAGAAGUCGAUGGCCUCCACAUAAGGCCGUGCCCGCCAGAUGUUGAAAUUGUGGAUCGUUUUGAAGUUGGUGAGGAAGUUGAUGCUUUCUACAACGACGGUUGGUGGACGGGGAUCAUUUCUAAGCUCCUAAUAAAAGAGAAGUAUUCUGUGUACUUCACUGCAAGUGAGGAGCUAAUAAAGUUUAACCACACUGAUUUGCGUGUACAUCAGAACUGGAUUAAUGGCAAGUGGGAGACAUCCAAGAAUCGGAAGUCAUAGCAAGGGAUCAGUGGCGCACCGCUUCCCAGAUCUUGUUUAUGAUUCUGCCUCCUGCUCGAAAUGCCCCUUGUACCAUACCAUACCAAAACUUGAGUGCACAUUUUCUAUGCAAAUUUUGAUAGACCUUUGAAAUCUUGAUGCCUUUGAUGAAUUUUAAGCUUAUGUGAUGAUUGAUGACUCGUGUUUGACUUACCUCUUUUUUUUUGUAUUGGUGAAUAUUAGUUCCAGUUUUUAUUUAGGGAUUUAGAUUUGGACUACUAGUAGUAUUAUUACCAGUUGAUGAUAUCCUAUAUGCUGCUAAUGAUUUGAGACUUUUGCACGAGAC